UCAGUCAUCAGGAUUGUACUCAUCAGUGUGCAGCAUAGAGUGCGCUUCACGGAGUUGUGGAAAGAGCGUCUUGGUUUUAAAGCUGGACUGACAGAGUUGGAUACAAUGAGUCUUUCUCGGAUUUUAUAAUCUCUCCUCUGUCUGGAUUUUCAAGCAGCUGUAAAGACUGAUAACACAGCAUGUUGCCAGAAAUUAAUAACAAGACAUCACGACCAGAGGCCUUCCCUCACCCUCACAGACUCCCAGCAGAAGGCAACCGUCUUGGAACAAACCGAUCCUGCACACAGAAGUUUGGCCCUGGUGUAGGGACGCUGCCUCAGCUUGAGCCCCCAGUAGUCCAGGUGGUGGUCAGCAAUGCCAAAAACCAACACCAGCAGUCGGACAACAUCCUGCCCCAAAUUGCCAACAAAGGGGUCCAAAACAACUAUCAGACACACCUGGAUGAGAGGCCGAAGCCCACCCAGCAGUUCAGCAUGCGGUUUGGUGCAGCGAUAGAUAAAGUGUCCGUCUCUCGCAACAGCAAGAUUUUCAGCAACAAGCUGGAGAAAGAGAAGGCAUAUGAGGGUCAAAAGUUACCCAUGUCUCCCAUAGAGGCACUGAAGAACUUCAAGGAGAGGCUGACGGAGUUUGAGCAGGAGGAAAUCAUGGACUACGCAGAGAUCUGGUUCCUGGGUCUGGGCUCUCAGAAGAUCGAAGGUUCCCAAGGCACGCCGCAGAACUCUGGAUAUGAUGAUGAGCAUGGCAGCUACGUCAGGGUACUGCAUGACCACAUUGGCUACAGGUUUGAAGUGCUUGAAGUGAUUGGGAAAGGGUCCUUUGGGCAAGUCCUAAAAUGUCUGGACCACAAGAACAACGAGCUCGUAGCCAUUAAGAUGAUACGCAAUAAGAAAAGGUUUCAUCACCAAGCUCUGGUUGAGCUGAAGAUCCUGGAUGUAAUAAAAAGGAAAGACAAAGACAACCUCCACAACGUCAUCCACAUGAAGGAGUACUUUUACUUCCGAAAUCACCUCUGCAUCUCCUUUGAGCUUCUCGGGGUGAACUUGUACGAGCUCAUCAAAAAAAACAACUUCCAGGGCUUCAGUCUCGCUCUCAUCCGUCGCUUCACCCAUGCUCUCCUCAGGUGCCUGCAGAUGUUGCACAGGGAGAAAAUAAUCCACUGUGACCUCAAACCGGAGAACAUCCUUCUGUCUCAGCGCGGGCCAGGGAACAUCAAGGUCGUUGACUUUGGAUCAAGCUGUUAUGAACAACAAAGAGUGUACACUUACAUCCAGAGUCGCUUCUACCGCUCUCCAGAGGUCAUCCUGGGUCACCCCUACAGCAUGGCCAUUGACAUGUGGAGUCUGGGCUGCAUCCUUGGCGAACUCUACACAGGCUAUCCUCUCUUUCCAGGAGAGAGUGAAGUGGAGCAGAUCGCCUGCAUAAUGGAGGUUCUUGGGAUGCCUCCAAAUGAUUUUGUGCAGUCGGCAUCAAGGAGGAGGUUAUUCUUUGACUCAAAAGGAAACCCCAGGAACAUCACUAACAGCAAGGGGAAAAAGAGAAGACCAAACUCCAAGGAGCUUUCGGCUGCAUUGAAAACAAAUGACGCCUUGUUCUUAGACUUCAUCAAACGCUGCCUCACUUGGGAUCCAACCAAACGUAUGACUCCAGAUGAGGGGUUACAGCAUGAGUGGAUCCUGGAGGGUAAUUUUAACAAAGUCAGGCCAAGAGCCAGGCCAACAGUGAAGAGGGCCUCGGACAGUUCGACCAGCAAGCCUGCAGAGAAGGUCAGCUCAGAAAGCGGCACCACCGACAAGCUGAAGAGAGACAGUUCAGCACCAGGAACAAAGAUGGCCCAUGGCGAGCGCCUGCGGCCCAUCGGGGCCUCGGCGGAGGAGGAGGUGUGUGAGAAUGAGGGCAACCUCUCCACGGAUACCAAGCAGCAAGAAGGAGGUGGAGAGAGGCCCGUUCACAUCAUCAUCGAGCCUCAAGAGGGAGUGGGCACAGAGAGAAAAGAGGAUCCGUCUCAGUGUUUGCCCCCCAUCAUGUAACAGUCAAAGGGAACCGUGCUGCUGCGUUCAUGACAAAUGGGAACUGCUGUUCAUGCUCAGUGUCCCACUCCCCACCUGAGAGAGACUGAGUUAGUGCAGUGAAAGUAAAUGAACAGCUAAGAGAAAAGUUGCAUCUGUUCGGCACUACACAGACAGAUCAUCAAAAGACCCUUCAUGUUUUCAUUCACUACAAACACUGCCAUGUUGCUUCUGUGUCUACAUCACAAAACAACAUGUUAGAGAAGUUCGAAUUUCUGAGUUUUAAGUUGGAAAGCAGCUCAGGUGGUAAGAAACAAACCAGUUCCCACAUGCCGUGAACAAAAUUUUAACAUAUGCAGGGGACACAGAUCAUAAGUAAUGACGGACAUGUUCUAUUUAUUGUUUUAGGUAUACAGUCAUAGUGUAUUAUUUUCUUUUGUGGAACUUUGAGUUUGUAUGACAGUAAGGUUAACCAGUUGUAUUUUUUUUAUAAAGAAGUCAAGAUGCAGUUGUAGGCACUUUGUUCAAAUGUGUCAUAAUUGAGACACCAAACUGUCUGCCACAUAACAGUGCACAUGUUUAAUUUAGAUCAAAUGAACAAAACCCCAAUUCAUAGUACAGCAUCAACUAUUUGCUGUCAUUAUCGCCUGUAUUAUUUAUUGAACCCAAUCUUUGCUGGGCAUUGAGAUAAACGGUUAAGACCAUAAAUACUGACUUUUCUCAGUUUCCAUGUUAAAAAAACAGAGUAGGUGACUAUAAGUUGCAUGGGUAUAACAAUCAAAUCAUUGUUUUUUGCUUUUUAUUCUUUUUUCUUUAGACAUUUUAGUAUCACUUAAAUAAUGGUAAGAUAUUUAAGAAUUGUGUGCAAUAAAGGCU
Plectropomus leopardus (leopard coralgrouper) is the source of this 2882-nucleotide messenger RNA. RefSeq names its product dual-specificity tyrosine-(Y)-phosphorylation regulated kinase 4 (gene dyrk4). The record is from RefSeq and is a predicted model, not a curated record. Gene Ontology annotation, molecular function: ATP binding; protein serine/threonine kinase activity; protein serine/threonine/tyrosine kinase activity. Gene Ontology annotation, biological process: peptidyl-serine phosphorylation; peptidyl-threonine phosphorylation. Gene Ontology annotation, cellular component: cytoskeleton; cytoplasm; nucleus. Lineage: Eukaryota; Metazoa; Chordata; Actinopteri; Perciformes; Serranidae.